Trichomycterus rosablanca is the source of this 1786-nucleotide messenger RNA. RefSeq names its product thymine DNA glycosylase, tandem duplicate 1 (gene tdg.1). The transcript is spliced from 10 exons. Gene Ontology annotation, biological process: base-excision repair, AP site formation. NCBI's taxonomy places the organism in Eukaryota, Metazoa, Chordata, Actinopteri, Siluriformes, Trichomycteridae. Bases 51 to 1457 code for a protein of 468 amino acids. Gene Ontology annotation, cellular component: nucleus. Gene Ontology annotation, molecular function: pyrimidine-specific mismatch base pair DNA N-glycosylase activity; uracil DNA N-glycosylase activity. The record is from RefSeq and is a predicted model, not a curated record.
AUACUGCUUUAUCAAAGUAGCAAGCAUUAGUUAUUUAAACUUACAUAAACAUGAAUUUUGAUUUCUCAGUAAAGAUGGAUGAAAGAAGUUGCGGAUCUUUGCCUCAUGUCCCCUCGGAUUAUGUCCAGCACUGGGUUCAAUCAGCACAGCAACAUCUUCAAGCCCUCCAUGCACAAUAUUCUCAUAUGGCUAAUGGUAAUGGUGCUCCAUUCAUGGAGGGAGUUGGAGAGGAGGGCAUGAUGCAUGAAAUGCCUUUUCAGCCACAGCCUGCUGCACAGAUUCAGCCUGUUGCUCCCCAGCAAGCUCCUGCUAAAGGAAAGAGAGGCAGACAAGCACCCAAAGAGCCCAAAGCUCCCAAAGAGCCCAAAGCUCCCAAAGAGCCCAAAGCUCCCAAAGCACCAAAAGAGCCCAAAGCACCAAAAGAGCCCAAAGCACCCAAAGCUAAACCAGGUCCCAAGCCCAAGAAAGCCAAGGUGACCAAAGAGGGAGAGUCAGGUGAAGGUGCACAGGAGAAGAUUGAUGAAACUUUUAAGAAAGUUAAAAGGAAAGUGGAUCGAUUUAAAGGCAUGUCAGAGGAGGAAGUCAUGAAAAAGACCCUGCCAGAUAUCCUUACUGAUAAUCUAGAUUAUGUAAUUAUUGGAAUCAAUCCAGGAUUAAUGGCUGCCUACAUAGGAAGGUGGUUCCCUGGACCUGGAAACCAUUUUUGGAAGUGCCUGUUUCUUUCUGGCUUUACUGAGCAACUGCUAAACCACAUGCAUGACCAGACCCUCCCUGAAAAAUACAGUAUCGGAUUUACUAACAUGGUGGAAAGAGCGACACCGGGCAGCAAAGACCUCUCAAGUAAAGAACUUCGUGAGGGAGGAAAAAUUUUAGUGGAAAAGAUUAAGAAGUUCAAGCCUCUCAUAGCAGUUUUUAAUGGAAAAUGUAUAUAUGAAAUGUUCUGUAGAGAGAUAUUUGGAAAAAAGCCCAAAACUCUAGAAUUUGGCUUGCAGCCUCACAGAAUUCCCGACUCGGACACGGCUCUGUACCUGAUGCCCUCGUCAAGUGCCCGCUGUGCGCAGUUCCCUCGAGCUCAGGACAAAGUGCACUUCUACAUCAAGCUCAGAGAACUCCGGGACGAGCUCAAGGGAGUGGCCAAACCCAAGGAAGUAGAGGAAGUUGAUUACAGCUUUGAUCUCGGCUUGGCUAAAGAGGAUGCUAAGAGGAUGGAAAUUAAGGAGGAGCAGUAUGAUCCUGGAUAUGAGGCUGCAUUUGGAGGGGCAUAUGGGGAACCUGGAAAUGAGGAACCCAAUGGCCAUUGUGCUUUCGCUUCUGGAGAAGCAGGAGCGUCAGUCACAGAGCCUAGAAAUUUAAAUGCAGCGGGUCCGAUACCAGACGGCCAGUGGAUGACCAACUCCUUUGCUGAUCAGAUUCCUGAGCUUGGCAGCUCUUCACAAGCUAAGACUGGAGCUGUAUGAAAAGGAGAUGACAUUAGGGACUUGCACACUCAGCUCCUGUGUUCAUCCACAACUCAGAUCCUGAUCAAGAUCCAGAGCCUCUCUGAGCUUCUUCCAGAUCAGAAGCCCUCAGUGAGAUCACUUCAGAUGACUAUAUUGAUGAUAUAUUUGCAUCUGUUACAUUGGGUACUAAGAAUGUCAUCCAGCAGAAUAGGAUACUGAGCGUGAUUUGAACCAUGGAGACGACUACACGAGCGAAGUUGGCUGCUGCUCUCUCGAACUGUAAACUGUACCUCAGUUCUUCAACUGAAGACUUAAAUACUCUUUAAAUAAAAGAGAAAAAAAUAGAA